GCCUUCUCGUUCCUGGGACAACUGAACCUCCCGUCCAACCACGAUGCGGCCGUCAUCAGCCUAAACUUACUCAUCACUCACUCGUCGCAUCCGUCUCUAGGUCCCGCGCGCUCAAUUGGUCCAGCGCUGCUGUUCGUCAAGCUCCGACAACACCUCACUGCUCCCGUCCGAGCUCUUUUUGUCCAGCCCCACUUCUACCAAUACACUUCGCGCACUGUCUCAAACACUUCCACCGUAAUCGCACGAGUCGCUUCUCUCAGAUUCCUUAAGGUGCAGGUUCAAGAGUGCUACUCGCAAUGGCCGACAUCGAAACCGACCCCCAGAUCUCAGAGGGCACGCCGAAUGUGGAUGUGGAUAUGGGCGAGGGAGAGGGAGGCGCGGGACAGGAGGAGACGGGCCUGCCGGAAAUCGAGCCGGAGAAGGAGAAGAGGGUUACGUUUUUGGACUUCCUCAAAUCCCCAAUUGUCGCAAUCGACAUCGGCACUGGCGAAGACCAAACGACUCUCCACGCGCAUCAGGAUAUGCUCAUCAAAUCACCAUACUUUGCUGAGAUAUGCGCGAACUUCAGCGAGGGCGAGACGGACCGCCGUAUCUCCCUUCCCCACGACAACCUUACCGCUACCGGCUCCGUCCUCGAAUACCUCUACAACGACGAAUACUUCCCGCGCCGCCUUUCCCCAGGCCACAAGUCCUCUGAAGUCGAAACCGACCCCUCGAUCCCCUUGCCCGACAACAACGGCGAAUCCCUCCUCCGCCACGCGCGUGUCUACACACUCGCUGACAAGUUCCGCCUCCCCGCGCUCAAGUCCCUCGCGCACUCUAAGAUCAGCAAGACGCAGAGCAACGCCAAGGGCGAGAUCGCGUACGCGCGCUUCGUGUACAAGGAGACCAGCGCCGAGGACAAGACGAUCAGGAAGCCAGUCGCGGCGUUCUGGGCGACGAGGAGCCAUGUGCUGAGGCACCAGGCCGAGGACGAGUUCAGGGCGAUGUGUCUCGAGUUCCCGCAGUUCGGGUUUGAUGUGCUCAGCUUGGUGCUGGACAAACAGGAGAAGACGGGAGCGCCAAGGGGGGAGGCGAGUGUCAAUGUGCCGGUGAGUGGGAGGAAGAGGGCGAGGGUUAGUCAAGGUUGAGGAGAUGGGGAUGUCUAGGAGGAUGAUCUAGUUUGAGGGGUUUGAGGGAAUCUCAUGCUUCGAUCUGAGGGAUAGGUAUUGCGGAUGCAAGCAAACAGCGUAAGGGGCUAUUUCCUUCUAUAUUCUGAGAUCCAAAAGUGUGGCUGUAUGCUGCUUUUUCCUACGUAUCUUCCGGUAUCUGAUUUGAUUCGGUUUAUGAGGUAUCUGGGGUCGGGGCGUCGGUGUAGUGUGGGAUAUUGCUUGUACUAUACCUAGCUUUUGAUUAUAUCUGAUCUGUGAAAAGGACUGGGAUGGUCGUCUCGGCGCAUUUCACAUUUUCUCCCAG
Mytilinidion resinicola is the source of this 1455-nucleotide messenger RNA. RefSeq lists its product as uncharacterized. The transcript is spliced from 3 exons. Lineage: Eukaryota; Fungi; Ascomycota; Dothideomycetes; Mytilinidiales; Mytilinidiaceae. The record is from RefSeq and is a predicted model, not a curated record. The coding region runs from base 297 to 1130 and encodes 277 amino acids.